Dentiscutata erythropus is the source of this 606-nucleotide messenger RNA. The record is from the annotation of a GenBank genome assembly. NCBI's taxonomy places the organism in Eukaryota, Fungi, Glomeromycota, Glomeromycetes, Diversisporales, Gigasporaceae.
AUGCGCCGUGGCAGAAAUAAAAUUAAAUCUAACGAAUCUCCAGGAAACCAAGCUGAUGAUGCUUUAGAAACACUUGCUCCAACGUCAGUAUACUCAUCAUCCUCUCGUAGUCAACCAGAUAUGUCAAAGUUUCGUCCUAAGACAUUAUAUUCAUUGCCAUCGCAAAGUAGUUUAGCAUAUGAAAAACAACUACAACAGUCACCUUAUAAAUAUACUAUUUCUUCUAUUCCUUUAAAGCAUUUAUAUGAAAAUACAGAUAAUGUUAUAAGGUUGGCCAACGAAGAUCGUCUCACGCUCCAGAAUGCAAUGCAAUAUGCAAUGAAUAGCCUCGAGCUUGCCUGUAAAACUAAAAACGCAAUAUCUCGUGUUGAAGAAUCAAUACAAAACCUUGUUCAAAUUAUAACUGGCACUAAUGACAAUAAUGAUGAUAUGACAACAAAGAGAACUAAGAAACGGUUUUUGGAGGAUGUGGCCGAUGUGAUGUUUGAGCUGCUUGAAAUUGAUAAGAAUACAAGUGAUCUAGUAAUAAAAAGUAUGUGCUAUGAUAAGCUCAAAAACAAUUAUUAUGAGAAAAUGAGUCAAGUUGAAAAUUCUCAAGGAGGAUAG